CUACCUGGGCCGCUUGAGUCCAGCCAUCAUGCCUCUCCGUGCCCUGUGCACUAUCUGCUCGGACUUCUUCGACCACUCCCGCGACGUGGCGGCCAUCCACUGUGGACACACCUUCCACCUUCAGUGCCUAAUUCAGUGGUUUGAGACAGCACCAAGUCGGACUUGCCCACAAUGCCGAAUCCAGGUUGGCAAAAGAACCAUUAUCAAUAAGCUCUUCUUUGACCUUGCCCAGGAGGAGGAGAGUGUCUUGGAUGCAGAAUUCUUAAAGAAUGAACUGGAUAAUAUCAGAGCCCAGCUUUCCCAGAAAGAAAGAGAGAAACGGGACAGCCAAGUUAUUAUCGACACUUUGCGAGACACUCUGGAAGAGCGCAACACCACUGUGGAAUCUCUGCAAAAGGCCUUAGGCAAGGCUGAGAUGCUAUGCUCUACACUCAAAAAGCAGAUGAAAUUCUUGGAGCAGCAACAAGAUGAGACUAAACAAGCACAGGAGGAAGCCCGCCGACUCAGGAGCAAGAUGAAGACCAUGGAGCAGAUUGAGAUCCUACUCCAGAGUCAGCGGCCUGAGGUGGAGGAAAUGAUUCGAGACAUGGGUGUGGGACAAUCAGCGGUGGAGCAACUGGCUGUGUAUUGUGUGUCUCUCAAGAAAGAGUAUGAGAAUCUAAAAGAGGCCCGGAAGGCCUCGGGGGAGUUGGCUAACAAGCUGAGGAAGGACUUGGUCUCCUCCAAAAGCAAGUUGCAGACAGUCUACUCUGAAUUGGAUCAGGCCAAGUUGGAGCUGAGAGUGGCCCAAAAGGACUUACAGAAUGCUGAAAAGGAAAUCACGAGCCUGAAAAAGAAGCUAAUGAUGUUGCAGGAAACCUUGAACCUGCCACCAGUGGCCAGUGAGACUGUCAACCGCCUGGUUUUAGAGAGCCCAGCUCCUGUGGAGAUGCUGGACCUGAAGCUCCACCGGCCAUCAUUCAGUGAUGAUGUUGACCUCGAUGCUUCCUUCAAUGUGGAUACCCCCCAAACCCAGCCCUCCAACUCCCAGCAUGGCCACUCCAAAAGGCUGUGCCUUGAGAAGGCACACUCUCCUGUUCAGGACAUUCUCAAGAAGAUGCCCAGAGGUCCCAAGCAGAAGUCCCAGCUCUCUUUGGGUGCCCAGCACUGUGCAAGAGAGCCAGAUGAGGACCUGGCUGGUGCCUUCCCUGUCUUUAUCCGGAAUGCUGUUCUGGGACAGAAACAGCCAAAGAGGGCCAUAGCAGAGUCCUGUCGCAGCCCAGAUGUGGUAAGAAUAGGUUUUGAUGGCCUUGGAGGCCGGACAAAAUUCAUACAGCCUACUAACACAGCCAUGAUUCACCCAUUACCUGUUAAGCCCAAGACGAAGGCUAAGCAGAGAGUAAGGGUGAGGACUAUAAACCCUUCCUCCCAGGCCAUGUUGGAUACCGUCCUGUGGCAAUGA
Messenger RNA from Marmota monax (woodchuck), 1441 nucleotides. RefSeq names its product E3 ubiquitin-protein ligase TRAIP-like. Bases 29 to 1441 code for a protein of 470 amino acids. The transcript has a single exon. The record is from RefSeq and is a predicted model, not a curated record. NCBI's taxonomy places the organism in Eukaryota, Metazoa, Chordata, Mammalia, Rodentia, Sciuridae.